GCUCGUGGAACGACGCCCGCCGUAUCGCUCUAAACCGAUUUUCGAACUUCAAACCAAUAUAAUCGAUUCGCUUUUCGUGAACGAGUUGGAAAAAAAAAAAAAAAAAAAAAAAAAAAUCCCGCGUUCUCUCCGUGUGUGGAAUACCUCUAGUGAUUCAUGUGCGUUUCUCGAUCCGGUUUCUGCGUCACGCUACCUAUGAGUGCGCUGGAUUUGUGGAAAUAUUUACUCUGAUCUUCAAAUAUUGUGUCGCGGUUGAUUGUGUGUGGUGCUUGAAUUUUAUACGUCGCUCAGUUAAAGUUCCGUAUCGAAAGUUCUCGUUUUUUUUUUCGUCGCCGAUUUUUUUUCGAAACGCACGACCGAGAGUCAUGCCCUCGUCGGAGUGAAGAAAGUUUACGACCGCGGUUUGUUUUCUCCUGCGCGGGUCAAGCGAUAAAUUUUAUUAACUGUGCGCCCUCGAAAUCAACGCGGGUUUUCGGCGAAAAGUUCACUCGCGAGCUCGUAAAACCCCAUUCGCGGGAUGUAGUGUUUCCCCCGUCGUGUCAUAUUUUUUGUGCGCGGUAAAAGGUUCCGUGUCCGUGGAGUGUUUUUUCCCUCUUCGGAGUGACUUUCUUGGAUUAUCGCAGCGCGGGACAUCCCAUGUCACGGAUUUAGGAUACGGCGACCUGCACGAUGCACUUAGCUUACGUAACCCUCGCCGUCCUUUUGGUCGUGCACGAAAUCAGGGCCAGUCCCGGCUACUGCCCGUCCGUGUGUUCCUGCAAAUGGAAGAGCGGGAAAAGAACAGUCGAGUGUAUCGACAGGGGGUUGAUCACCAUCCCCGAAGGUAUCGAGAGUGAGACGCAAGUCUUAGACAUGUCCGGGAACAACCUCCAAAUCCUCCCCCGCGACACGUUCAUGCGGACGAACUUACUCAACUUGCAGAAGCUCUUCCUGCGGAGUUGCCGGCUCGGCCAGGUCGACGCCCACUCUCUCCGCGGCCUCACGAACCUGGUCGAGUUGGACCUGACCAACAACCUGCUGACCUACGUGCCGUCCUCGACGUUCCAGGACACGCCCUACCUCCGCGAGCUCUCCCUCGCCAAGAACCCCAUCCAGAAGAUCGACUCCUUCGCCUUCCACCUGGUGCCGAACCUCCUGAAGCUGGACCUGUCCAACUGCCAGAUCAAAGUCGUCUCGCCCAAGUCCUUCCAGGAGAUCGUCGCCCUGGACACGCUCAAGAUGAACGACAACCAGCUGACGUACCUCGGCCCGGACACCAUCGGGGACCUGAACAAGCUCCGUCGGAUCGAGCUACAUAACAACCCGUGGUUCUGCGACUGCUCCCUCCGCUGGAUGAAAGUCUGGCUCAACGAGAGGAACGUACCAUACUCUGUUCCGCCAAUGUGCGAUGGACCAGACCGCGUCCAGAACAAGGCCUUCACCGAGCUUCACAUCGACGAUUUCGCCUGCCGCCCGGAGGUCAAGUACGACAACCGCUACGUCGAGGCCGUCGAGCGGGGCAACGCCACCAUUUUCUGCCGCGUCCACUCCACCCCCGAGAGCCACAUCACCUGGUACAAGGACGGCAAGAUCCUCUUCAACGACUCCUACAUCUACAACCUCAACCAGAAGUUCGUCAUCCUCGAGAACGGUUUCACGGACAAGAUCUCCUCCCUCAUCAUCCGGAACAUCGAGGAGUCCGACGCCGGGCAGUAUUUCUGCGUCGUCGAGAACCGAGCUGGCAACACCGAGGCCAACUUCACACUCUUCGUCUCCAAGCGACUCAUUGGCGCCUCCGCCCUGGGUGACGGGCGCAUCAACACCCUCAGCCUCGUUCUCAUCAUCAUGAUCGUCCUCAUCCUGGGUAUCAUCGCCUUCCUCAUGAGUAAGAUCAAACGCCUCCCGAAGGCGACUGAAAUCAUCAACGAGAUCAAGAUCAAAAAGGACGAUAAAGGUGAGAAAGACAAGGAGUCGAAAGAGGACGACGACGAGACAGACGAAGAGAAGAUGUCGCAUGACACCAUCAGCUACGUGAAAGCCCCGCCGUAUACACCAGCCACCCACCCGGCUUACUACGACCAGUACGACCCCAAGCCCUUGAACAAACCACCCCCGCGACCGGUGAGUCUGUCGCAGUCCCAGACGUCCGAGUACCUGUACCCCCCGGGCUUCUGGGAGAACUCCCAGAACGAGUACCUGAAGAACACCGGGCGGCGGUUCGACGACCGGACGCCGAUCAUCAGCGACGUGCUGAGCGUGAGCGGCCUCUCCGAGGACGACUUCAGCUACCACAACACCCUGGCGGCCGACUACCCGCCCGACUACGGGCUCCCGAUCAUCCCGCCGACGACGAACCCGCCGGUCCCGCCGCUACCCGACGCCAAGACUCUGCGGGUGUGGCAGCGUGGUGUUCCGGUCCUCCCGCCGGUCAUGAGGCGGCCGCCGUCGGCCAUCAGCGAGGAGACCUACCGGGAUCGAGAGCGGGACGAGCACGGCACCAACGUCUGAGCCUCGCCGCUGUAAAGUAUGUAUAAAGUGUAUCUAGAUCGACUACCCGUAGUCCUUGUUGUUGUAUUGUUGUUGGAUGUUGGAAUUUUAGUUAUCGUUUCAGGGACUUCGAUUUUUUGUUUGGGCGAGCGAAAGCACAUCGGUGCGAACAACAUGCGAUUCCUGGCCGAGGGAACGUAACUUUAUUUCAAUGUUGCCAAAUUUAAUUUCAUAUAUUUUCUGUAUCCGGAUACUUUUCUGCUGCGCUAACGAAGAACGCCGUAUGAAUCUUCAGGCGUUGCCGAAUUUUCUGUGAUAAAGCAAUAAUG
Bemisia tabaci is the source of this 2795-nucleotide messenger RNA. NCBI's taxonomy places the organism in Eukaryota, Metazoa, Arthropoda, Insecta, Hemiptera, Aleyrodidae. The record is from RefSeq and is a predicted model, not a curated record.